Molecule: messenger RNA, 1248 nt
Organism: Exophiala xenobiotica
Lineage: Eukaryota; Fungi; Ascomycota; Eurotiomycetes; Chaetothyriales; Herpotrichiellaceae
Exons: 1
Coding region: 1-1248 (415 amino acids)
Cellular component (GO): cytoplasm
Molecular function (GO): flavin adenine dinucleotide binding; electron-transferring-flavoprotein dehydrogenase activity
Source: RefSeq, a predicted model, not a curated record
AUGGCGCAGAGUUCGAACCAGAAGAAUAUCGUCAUCCUCGGCGGUUCAUAUGGGGGUAUCUCAACCGCCCACUAUCUCCUCAAGCAUGUGGUACCCAAACUCCCGGACAGCCUGUUGUACCGGGUCAUCCUAGCCAGCGCUUCGGACCACGCAAUGUGCCGACCUGCUUGCCCUCGGGCAAUGAUAUCAGACGAUUUAUUGCCACAAGAGAAGCUCUUCGUCAGCAUUGCUCGAGCUUUUGAGCAGUAUCCCAAGGACAACUUUCGCUUCAUUCAAGCGACAGCAACAGACCUGGACCACAGCAAACGGACAGUCACUAUACAGCUCCCGGAUGGGAGCACCGAGAGCAUCGACUUUCAUGCUCUUGUCAUCGCUACUGGGGCAUCCACUCCUUCGCCGCUGCUUGGUCUAAAUCGAGACGUCGAUUUCUUGCGCAGCAGUUGGGCGUCGUUCCGUAAAGCGCUGUCAUCCGCGAAGAGUAUCGUCAUCUCGGGUGGCGGGCCCGCAGGUGUCGAGACAGCUGGCGAGCUUGGAGAAUACCUCAAUGGACGAGCUGGGUGGUUCCGCUCGGGCCUGGCCAACCCGAGAGUUCAGAUCACUGUUGUUACAGCCGGGCCCCAAAUUCUCCCAGCGCUCCGGCCAGCCAUUGCGAAACAAGCCGAGAUAUAUCUCGCCAAAGUUGGUGUGGCUGUGGUCAAGAAUGUCCGCGUGACUGCCGUCAGACCACCAGAUGCCGGAACAGAGAAUGUAGCAACCAAGGCAACAGUAACACUUGAAAAUGGAAAGACGUUGGAGGCGGACCUGUACAUUCCAACCACAGGCACGACCCCCAAUACCGGCUUCGUCGACAAAUUGCUUCUUGGAGCCGAUGGCCGGGUCGAAACCAACCCUUCGACCUUACGUGUCAAAAAAACCGGAACACGCAUUUAUGCCAUUGGUGAUGCAGCCUCAUUUGCAAGACCUGCGAUUCAUCUCAUCCUCAACGCCGUCCCGGUACUUUGCACAAAUAUGGAGCAUGACCUGCUGCUUGCUGCUGGGAAGGAAAGUAGUUCUGUUGGCAAGGACAGAAUCUACACUGAGGAUACGCGCGAGACUCAGAUGGUACCGAUCGGUCGGGGCAAAGGUGUUGGUGCUGCAAUGGGAUAUAAAAUGCCUAGCCUUAUGGUCUGGCUGAUCAAAGGCCGCGAUUAUUGGUUGUGGACCACGGGUGGCCUUUGGAGUGGCAAGCAAUGGGCCAAGAGAUCGUAG